UUAACAGAUGAAGAAGAAGAAGAAGAAGAAUGACUGUUUUCUGAUUAAAAAGCAUUUCUGCACUUCCUUCAUUAACUUUUCUGGAGAAAAGAUUCCGUAAUGUGGGACUGAUAAUGUCGAAAGAGGUGAUUAGAAAUGAAACUGAAAACCAAACGCUGAUGAAAGAAAGAAAAGUCCGCCUUUGUGGUCCAGCUGGUCAGAUGAGAGAAACAUUCCAGCAUUGAGGCUUAAAAGAGAGGAUGAGGGCAACUCAGUGGGGCACUGUGACUUCAACCGCACUGAAGACUUUCUGUUUCUGAAACGAGCUUCCCGAUGCUGAUGGAUCCACGUGUGCUGAGAUCAUCUGCUGUCGGUGUGCUGCUGCUCACGCUGCAGCUCAGCGUCAGCGCUGCCGGCCUGGGGGAACAUCUGGCUCAGUGUCUGAAGGACAAAGACUACGACGAGCUGCUGCACACGGCCAAGACCGGCCUCCCCCACUGCAACACUUCUCACCGCGUCGCCAUCGUCGGGGCCGGCGUGGCCGGACUGACCGCCGCCAAGCUCCUGCAAGACGCGGGACACCAGGUGACCAUACUGGAGUCCAGUGGUCGUGUUGGAGGUCGGGUGGAGACCCACAGGAAUGAAGAAGAGGGCUGGUAUGCCGACCUGGGAGCCAUGAGGAUCCCAAGUUCUCAUCGCAUCGUCCGCCAGUUUGCUGCAAAGCUGGGAGUGAAGCUGAACAAGUUCAACAUGGAGGACCCCAACACCUUCUACCUGGUCCACGGGCUGCUGAAGAGGACGUACGCGGUGAAAAACAACCCUGACAUCCUGCAGUAUAAAGUUCCCCGAGGAGAGAGGGGGAAGUCCGCCGACGAGCUGCUGCAGCGCGCUCUGCAGAAGGUGAAAGAUGAAGUGAAGGCGCACGGCUGCGCAGCUGCUCUACGGAAGUACGACCACUACUCUGUGAAGGAGUAUCUGAUGAAGGAAGGCGGCGUGAGUCCGGAGGCGGUGAGGAUGAUCGGGGACCUGCUCAACGAGCAGAGCCUCAUGCAUCUGGCGCUGACUGAGAUGAUCUACAUCCAGAGCGAUGUCAGCGACAGCACCACGUACCUUGAAGUGACCGGCGGGUCGGAUCGCCUGACCAACGGGUUCCUUUCUGUCCUUGACGUCCCCAUCCUGCUCAACUCUAAGGUCAAGCGCAUCAGCCAAUCGCACGAGGGUGUAAUUGUCUCGUAUGAGACGGGCCACCGCGCCCCUCUGACUGACCUUUCUGCUGACGUUGUUCUGGUUACAACCACAGCCAAAGCAGCCCUCUUCAUGGAUUUUGAUCCACCUCUCUCCAUCAGAAAGAUGGAAGUCCUGAGAGGGGUCCACUAUGAAAGCUCCACUAAAAUCCUGCUCACCUUCAGCGAGAGGUUCUGGGAGAAGGACGGCAUCCGGGGGGGAAAGAGCAUCACCGACGGGCCCUCGCGUUACAUCUACUACCCCAGCCACGGUUUCCCGACCAAUAAGACCAUCGGCGUCCUCCUGGCUUCCUACACCUGGUCCGACGACUCCCUCCUCCUCUUGGGUGCCAGCGAUGAAGACCUGAAGGAGCUGGCUCUGAGAGAUUUGGCAAAGAUCCACGGGGAGAAGGUCCGGCCUCUGUGCACAGGGGUGCUGGUGAAGAAGUGGAGCGUGGACCCCCACAGUUUGGGCGCCUUCGCUCUCUUCACGCCCUUCCAGCAUUUGGAGUAUUCCAAGGAGCUCUUCAAGCGUGAAGGCAGGGUGCACUUUGCUGGGGAGCACACGGCCUUCCCUCACGCCUGGAUCGAGACGUCCAUGAAAUCUGCCAUCAGGGCCGCCACCAAAAUCAACCAGGACCCACCCAGAAGCCACCACGACGAGCUCUAGCGCUCGACCCUCCUGCUGUGAGAGGGAGGCUCACUGGGACCGUUCUUCGUUCGACUGGAUAUGAAACUGUUUAUUAUGUCAACAGCAUUCAAGUCACACAGUAAUUAAACCCACACAACACAAGAGACGGUCAGAUGUUCUUCAAUAUGUCAAUGAACCACACGGGGUGAGAACCAGUGUUUGAAAUGGAAUAACUGGUGAUGUUUGUGUGUCUGAUCCGUUACAAUGCAGGAGGAGUGGAAGGCAAACAAGUAUCUAUGCAGUUCUUAUCAAUCAUUCCCAAAGCUUCAUUGUAUAUAUAUAUA
Gasterosteus aculeatus aculeatus (three-spined stickleback) is the source of this 2177-nucleotide messenger RNA. Its product is annotated as L-amino-acid oxidase-like. Gene Ontology annotation, molecular function: L-amino-acid oxidase activity. The record is from RefSeq and is a predicted model, not a curated record. Gene Ontology annotation, biological process: amino acid catabolic process. NCBI's taxonomy places the organism in Eukaryota, Metazoa, Chordata, Actinopteri, Perciformes, Gasterosteidae.